Messenger RNA from Miscanthus lutarioriparius, 213 nucleotides. The record is from the annotation of a GenBank genome assembly. Lineage: Eukaryota; Viridiplantae; Streptophyta; Magnoliopsida; Poales; Poaceae.
AUGGACGGUGGCUUGCUUGGUCCAGAGGGUGGUAUUCUCCUCCAUGGUGGUGUGGGCGGUGACCUUCUAUGCACAGAGGGUGGUGACUUUCUAUGCCCAGAAGGCGGUGACUUGCUGGGCCCACAGGGUGGUAUCCUCCAUUGUGGUGGCAUCGCCACCAAGGGUGACGGAUGGCUAGGCCCACCCGGAGGGUGGUACUCUUCCUCGUGGUAG